UCUAUAGAGUCUCAAAUGCUACUUCUAUAGCCUCUCUCCGUUAAAACAAUUUAAAGUUCUAUUUUUUAAUUCAUUCCAAAUACUGGAAUUGAUUUCAAGUAUUUGAAAUCAUUCCAAAUCCAAGGGUUCCUAACUUCAAUCCAGCUGAGCCCAUGGCGGAUGCUUCCGUCGCUGUUCUUGAAACUUUACGACUUAGAGGAUGGAAUUUUGGCGAUUUAGACGAAGUUAGGGCCGUAAUCAUGAUCGGUAGCGCCUUGGCCGAUGAUCCAAGUUCGGUCGUUGAUUCGGUGGAGUCGGAGCUCAUAAACAUGGACCUGAGGUCCAUUGGAGGCAAGUCCUUGCCUGAACCUGCUCUCCUUCGCAAGUCUUCUCGUAUUCUCGGCCCUAUAGUUCUCCAGAUAUCAUCUGUAAAAGACAUAUCGCGAAGCAGCCUAGACGGUAUCUUGAAGGCUUCUAAUGGUCGGCGUCUCCUACGGUUCGGUCUCACUGAUGGACACACUGAGAUUACUGCUAUAGAGUACUCUCAUAUACCAUCUAUUCCCGAUGACAUUCCUCCUGGCACUAAGGUUCGUUUGGAAAAUAAAGCUCCUGUGUAUAGUGGAAUAGCGUGCUUAGGUUCAAAAGGGUUAUCAGUGCUUGGAGGUGUAGUUCCAACACUUUAUGAAGAAUGGAAAAUGAACCAAAAAUACUCUGGUUUAUCCCGCACAUCCAUAAGAUUAUCACAGGGAGGAGAUGUUGAUGGUCCACCGCCAUUUGAGAAGUUGCAAGUUGGAGUGCCUUCACAAAAAUUUAGUCAGAAAGGAAAAUCUUCAUAUCAACCAGAGUCGUCCUCAAAGAGCAAUAGGCCUACUGCUGAUUCGGGAAAUAUUGAAGGUAAGUCGACUAUACAGCAACAAAGUGCAGACAUGAAAGCUACCAAUGCUGUCAAGUCUGCUUCCCAUGUAGAAAAAGUCGAAGAAAAACCUAGCUGCUCUGAAACAAGACCGAAGGAAGUUGUGGAAGCUGUUCCUGUUCAAAAUCAGGCUGCCUCUCAGAAACUUCUUCACAAAAUGAGUCAACAAGAUGGAAAGCGUCGCCCUUUCAGUAAUAGAAACCAUAGGGGCAAAGGCAGAAUGGAAGAUCAGGUGGUCUAUACUCUUGAAGAAUACGAAAGGAGGAAAUCUGGGACAAGUCAAUUACCCAAAGAGACAUCUUCCUGUACGAAUCCUGACGAAGAACUUGCACGACAGCUUCAAGAUCAAUUUGAUUUGGAAGACUCUCAUGUACAAGAGAGUGCAAGCAGAACGAACGCGGAACAUAUAAGAAUGAGCAUGUUCAACUACGAAAGGGAUACAUAUACACCACACAGUGGUGGUGGGAGAGGAAGGGGAGGAGGACGAGGGAGAAGAGGAAGAGGACGGGGAAGAGGAAGGCAUUAUUGAAUGGUUACAUGUUCCUCUUGCAUUCAAAUGUUUUAUCUACAAUUUUGAUUUUUUCGUGUUUUAUGAUCAGUUCUAUCUAGGUCUGGCUUGAACUUGUUUCGAGUAUUUUGUUACCAAGUUUUGGCUUAGGUUCAGUUGAUUGGUGUAUAGGCAUACUUUUAGUUGAAUUACACUACUUGGAUUAUUACUUAGCACUGAUAGUUCAAUUGGUGAAGCUCAAAUGAACAUCAUUUUGGAUAUGGACUUCCCAAAAAAAAAAAAAAAAAAAAAAAAAAAAAAAAAAAAAAACCAAAAACAAAAAGAAGAGUUUCAUGGUUGUACUUCUUUAAUAAAUUACUUGUUUCUCCCCUUAACCAUGGUUUUAUAGACAACAACUUUUGUUUUUGUA
This is a messenger RNA of Benincasa hispida (wax gourd), 1809 nucleotides long. Its product is annotated as tudor domain protein (DUF1767). The record is from RefSeq and is a predicted model, not a curated record. Gene Ontology annotation, cellular component: nucleus. Lineage: Eukaryota; Viridiplantae; Streptophyta; Magnoliopsida; Cucurbitales; Cucurbitaceae.